CCCGCCUUGGCGCUGAGGGGGCAAGAGGAAGGCGGCCGGGGGCGGCCGGGGGCGGCCGGGCUCGAAUAUCAGAGAGGAGUGAGUUUCCUGCCUUGUGUGACCUGCAGCCAAAGUCCUCCUUAUUGGUUGAGGGAUACUAAUCCCAGCAAUUUGCCUGACCGUAGAGAUGACUCCUGCUGACACACUAGAUGAUGAAAAUACCUUUAAAAUCUUAGUCGCAACAGAUAUUCACCUUGGGUAUAUGGAAAAGGAUGCAGUCCGAGGAAACGAUACAUUCGCCACGUUGGAUGAAAUUCUGAAAUUAGCUCAAGAAAAUGAAGUGGAUUUUAUUUUAUUAGGAGGCGACCUUUUUCAUGAAAACAAACCUUCAAGAAAGUCGUUACACACCUGCCUUGAACUUUUAAGAAAAUACUGCAUGGGCGACCGUCCUAUUCAAUUUGAAAUUGUCAGUGACCAGUCGGUCAACUUUGGUUUUAGUAAGUUUCCUUGGGUGAACUACCAGGAUGGCAAUCUCAACAUCUCUAUUCCGGUUUUUAGUGUUCACGGCAAUCAUGAUGAUCCCACAGGGGCCGACGCACUCUGCGCUUUGGACAUUUUGAGUUGUGCAGGACUGGUGAAUCACUUUGGACGGUCAAUGUCUGUGGAGAAGAUAGAUAUCAGUCCCGUUUUGCUUCACAAAGGCCGCACAAAAAUUGCUCUCUAUGGGUUAGGUUCCAUUCCAGAUGAAAGACUCUAUCGUAUGUUUGUCAAUAAGCAAGUUACAAUGUUGAGACCAAAGGAAGAUGAAAACAGUUGGUUUAAUUUGUUCGUGAUUCAUCAGAACAGGAGUAAGCAUGGAGCCACCAACUACAUUCCCGAACAGUUUUUGGAUGACUUCAUUGAUCUUGUCAUCUGGGGACACGAACAUGAAUGUAAAAUAGCCCCCACCAAAAACGAGCAGCAGCUCUUCUACGUAUCUCAGCCGGGAAGCUCAGUGGUUACCUCUCUGUCCCCAGGAGAGGCUGUAAAGAAGCAUGUUGGUUUGUUGCGUAUUAAAGGGAAAAAAAUGAACAUGCAGAAAAUCCCGCUCCAGACCGUACGCCAAUUCUUCAUGGACGACGUUGUUCUUGCUAAUCAUCCAGACAUCUUUAAUCCAGAUAAUCCUAAAGUAUCACAAGCAAUACAAAACUUCUGUUUGGAGAAGGUUGAAGAAAUGCUUGACAAAGCUGAAAGAGAACGUCUUGGAAAUCCACAACGACCGGAAAAGCCCCUCAUCCGAUUACGAGUUGACUAUAGUGGAGGUUUCGAACCUUUCAGUGUUCUUCGCUUCAGUCAGAAGUUUGUAGACCGGAUAGCUAAUCCAAAAGAUAUUAUACAUUUUUUCAGACAUAGAGAACAGAAGGAAAAAACAGACGAGGACAUUAAUUUUGGCAAAUUCAUCAGAAAACCUGCUUCGGAAGGAAUGACUUUAAGAGUCGAAGACCUUGUGAAACAGUAUUUUCAGACCGCAGAAAAGAAUGUGCAACUUUCGCUCCUGACGGAAAGAGGAAUGGGAGAGGCAGUACAAGAAUUUGUGGACAAAGAAGAGAAGGAUGCCAUAGAGGAGCUGGUGAAGUAUCAGUUGGAAAAAACUCAGCGGUUUCUUAAGGAACGUCACAUCGAUGCGGUAGAAGACAAAAUCGACGAAGAGGUACGUCGCUUUAGAGAGACCAGAAGAGAGAAUUCUGCUGAAGAGGAGGAUGAAGUGCGAGAGGCGAUGAACAGGGCCAGAGCCCACAGAUCUCAAUUUGAAGACUCUGCUUCCGUCUUCAGCGCUGACGACCUCAUGAGCAUCGAGUUAGCAGAACAGAUGGCCAACGAUUCCGAUGACAGCAUCUCAGCAAUGUCAACCAAAGGGAGAGGCCGAGGAAGAGGCAGCAGAGCAAGAGGCGCUCGGGGGCAGAGCUCAGCCGCCAGAGGAGGGGCUCGAAGAGGAAGAGGAAGCAGUUGUCAAGAGUCACCUAAUCGUAGCAGAAGUUCGAAGGCUUCAGUAUCUACCCCAACUAAAAAUAUGUCUAUCAUGGAUGCUUUUAAAUCUACAAGACAACAGCCCACCCGAAACGUAGCUACUAAGAAUUACUCAGAGGUGAUUGUGGAUGAUGAUUCUGACAUGGAAGACGAUCUUUUUCCAGCUUCUUCCAAGGUAGAUCAAAGGUUGUCCAGCAAAAGAGGCUCUCAGAGCCAGAAUACGAAGGGAGUUGACUUUGAGUCAGAUGAGGAGGAUGAUGAUCCAUUUAAGAACAUUAGUUCUUUUGGAAGAAAUCCAAGAUAAUUAUUGUUCGUUUUUUGAAUAUAAUUAUCUGAAAAAUAUUUAGGAUUCAUGAAACAAUUAGAAACAUUACACAAAAUGUAUUAUUAAGUACUUUUUCUUUGGAAUGGUUCAUUUUUUGUCAGAUUUCCUUUUAAAGAUAUCUGCCAUGUUCCAGUUAACUGCGGUCGAAUACCCUAAGGUAAAUGUGUGAUUACUAAACUCAAAGAUAAAAGUCAAAAAUAGUAUCCUCUGAAAACGUUGGGGAGAUCUUAAUUUGUUAAACUUUGCAAAUCUUUGAGCUCCAGGGCACAUUGAGCAUCAUCAUUCCUGUCAUACUUUGUGGCUGCUAAUUUUACGUGGAAAUGCUCUAAAGUAACAUUUAGAAUACGAUAAAAAAAAAUUUCCUUGUCAAUCAUUAUAAAUCACUGUUGGAGUGAGAGCCCCCUUACUGAAGUGUUAGUUCAGAGUAAAAAGGAUAAAAAAACAUACAAAAUUCAUUGGCAUGCCGUUAUGCAUACUAUUUAGGCUUGUAGUAAAAGGAGCCGGUUUUUACCAUGGUCUGGAAAAAUAAAAAACGGCCUCGAAAAUGCCUCUUCUCCCUAAUUUUUAUUGUUUACUCAAGUCCUAGGCUUCCUCCUAAUUAGACCAAGUAAGCAAAACCAUCCCAGUUACACCAUUAGCACAGAUUUAUUUCUUUACUUAGUGGCUGUUCUCAGCGGUGACUAUGCCACUGACGCUUUCUAUGUUAGAUCGUUUACAUUUAAUUCUAGCCACCCAGAAGUGGAACUCCCAACUCAAUCAGAAGAGAAUUAUGGUAGGAAUUUGACAUACAUUUCAGAAGUGAAGAUUUUAAAGGACUGUGUUCUUUUGGAGUGUUCAUUCCCUGAAUCUCCCCCAACUUCCGUUUCCAACCCCUUGUCUGCUUGCCUUGAAAUUUGCCCUCAAAUAGCUGCCUUACUUGUGUAUUUGUCUAUUAAAGAAAUGACUUUUAUUUUUUAAAAAUCCUUAAGGAAAAAAAUGGGAAGUCUUUUGUUUAUAGCUUCAGCAGUUCGACAGAACUGAGUCAGUAAGUGUCUCAUUUGAAUGUUUUCUAACUGCAGUCAAUGUUGCUAUAAAACUUGCAUUUACAUGCGGCUUUGGAUUGUUUACAUUUGCAUUGGAUUGAAAUAUUUACUUUUUUACUGUGUUCUGAAAUAAAAAUGUUUUUGGACUCUUUCUUAGUCUACUUAAA
This is a messenger RNA of Ornithorhynchus anatinus (platypus), 3500 nucleotides long. It is a transcript of the gene MRE11, whose product is annotated as MRE11 homolog, double strand break repair nuclease. NCBI's taxonomy places the organism in Eukaryota, Metazoa, Chordata, Mammalia, Monotremata, Ornithorhynchidae. Bases 167 to 2290 code for a protein of 707 amino acids. The record is from RefSeq and is a predicted model, not a curated record. Gene Ontology annotation, molecular function: DNA endonuclease activity; 3'-5'-DNA exonuclease activity; manganese ion binding. Gene Ontology annotation, cellular component: nucleus; Mre11 complex. Gene Ontology annotation, biological process: meiotic DNA double-strand break formation; double-strand break repair via nonhomologous end joining; mitotic G2 DNA damage checkpoint signaling. The transcript is spliced from 20 exons.